AUAAAUGACUUUUUUUAACUUAAUUAUUUAAAUUUAAUAUAGACAUAAUUUAAAUUUAUAACUAGUAUUGUGUUUUAUGCUUCAAUUUUUAACCUAUAAUGCUAUGCUAUAGAGAUUUUGAUGGGCAGAAAUUGAUCGUUGUUGUUCUGCACUUGAAGAGGGGAGGGUCAGCGCCGGCUGCAUCUCCCAAGUUACCGCCAGGUUCUGUAGCUAAGCCCCCAGUUGCACCAAAUCCAAAAUCUCCAGCGCCAGGGGUGUCCCCUGUUUCACAUUCCCCUGGGGCAAACCCACCUAAGACAUCUCCAGCUCCAGUGGGGUCCCCUGUUUCUCAUUCUCCGGGGGCCAAACCACCAACUACCUUCUCCCCAGGACCGUCAGGCUCAUCGGGAGUAUUUCCAGCGCCAGGGGUGUCCCCGGUUUCACAUUCCCCUGGGGCAAACCCACCUUCUAAGGCAUCUCCAGCUCCAGUGGGGUCCCCUGUUUCUCAUUCUCCGGGGGCCAAACCACCCUCUACAUUCUCCCCAGGACCGUCAGGUUCACCGGGAGUAUUUCCAGCGCCAGGGGUGUCCCCUGUUUCUCAUUCCCCAGGGGCGAACCCACCUUCAACAUCAUCUACAGUGCCGGUCGGGUCCCCUUCUUCUCAUUAUCCGGUGGCCAAACCUCCGUCUGCAUACUCCCCAGGACCGUCAGGUUCCCCAGGAACAUUUCCAGCACCAGGCAUCUCCCCAGCAUCUCAUUCCCCUGUGGCCAAACCACCUUCUACGUCAUCUUCAGGGCCAGUGGGGUCCCCUUCUAAUUCUCCGGUAGCCAAACCUCCGUCUACAUCAUCCUUAGCACCUUCAGGUUCCCCAGGAACAUCUCCGUCCUCUUUAGCACCAGCAAUGUCACCAGGGUCCCUGUCUCAGCCUCCUCUGGCUCAAACCCCUGGGGCUUCAACCUCACCACCGGCAUUGACUCCUGGUUCAUCUCUGUCUCCAGCUGCAAACUCUCCUGAAGGGUCUACUUCCGUGCCAGCAUCUUCACCAUCAGGAAGUUCUGUUCAGGGUCCAUCUCCGGCAGGGUCUUCCCUUCCGCCUUCCCAGGAAGGCUCUCCUGCACCAGCUACUGCACCAGAAGGAUCUCAGUCGCCAUCAGGGAGUGUCAGUGGUACUCCGGCAAAUGAGGUGUCGCCCUCUCCCCCACCGAUCAAGUCAUCAACAACCGUAACUCAAUCAAGCUGGAUAGCAUUAGCAGUUGGUAUUAUCCUCAGUUUAAUGUUGAGAAUAUAGCUUAAUUUAGUUUAUGGGUGAUUUUAGAAACAUUGAAUAAUAAGUUUAUCAUGUUACAUAUUUUGAUAUUAAUUUAGAGUAAUAAUUUUUUUUAUUUUCU
Molecule: messenger RNA, 1368 nt
Organism: Rubroshorea leprosula
Lineage: Eukaryota; Viridiplantae; Streptophyta; Magnoliopsida; Malvales; Dipterocarpaceae
Source: the annotation of a GenBank genome assembly